AUGGGCGGCGGCGGCUGCGCCGGCGGCGACUGUGUGCAGCGCUGCCCCUGCCCCACCGCCUCUGACGUUACCACCCUCGUUCUCGUGGGAAAAGUUGGGUCCGGGAAGAGCGCCACCGCUAACAGCAUCCUGGGAUUCAACGCGUUCGCAUCCGAGUACUCCUACACCAGCGUCACUGCAACAUGCCAGAUGGGGAGCACGAUGCUUAGCCUUGGCAACGCGGCGCCGCGCACUGUGCAAGUUAUCGACACACCUGGGCUGUGUAAUAUGAAUCUUACAACGCAAGAUACCCGUAAAGAGAUUGCCAAGUGCGUGGAUAUGUCCAGGGAUGGCAUACACGCCAUGCUCAUGGUGUUCUCCGCGGCGUCUAGGUUUACACAUGAAGAUGCGGGCACAAUCCAGUCAAUCAAAAUGUUUUUCGGUGAAAAGAUUGUUGACCACAUGAUACUAGUUUUCACACAUGGGGAUCAAGUUGGAGAGAGGAACUGGCGGAGUAGGAUGUUAACUGACAUGAAUGCAAAACAUCUGCAGGAGAUCAUACGGGUAUGUGGAGGUAGAGUCCUUCUCUUUGACAACAAGUCCAGUGAUGAGAUGCAGCAACACACACAACUAUCAGAACUGUUUGAUGCAGUGGACUCUUUAACAGCUCGCAAUGGAGGGAAACCAUUCUCAAACCAGAUGUUUGCUCAGAUUCAGGAAAUGAAUGUCAGAAAAGAAGAGCUCUGUGCUGAGGAACAUUCAGCUGAGGACAAAUUGAAAUCACAGAAAGAGAUAUAUGAUGGAUAUAUUAUGCAGAUUGCAAAUAUGUACAAUCCUCAUGGUUUAAGGGACUAA
This is a messenger RNA of Sorghum bicolor (sorghum), 834 nucleotides long. Its product is annotated as immune-associated nucleotide-binding protein 9. The transcript is spliced from 5 exons. NCBI's taxonomy places the organism in Eukaryota, Viridiplantae, Streptophyta, Magnoliopsida, Poales, Poaceae. Gene Ontology annotation, molecular function: GTP binding. Bases 1 to 834 code for a protein of 277 amino acids. The record is from RefSeq and is a predicted model, not a curated record.